CAUUCCCAGCUGCCUUGAUAACGAGGGGGGAGCGUUUGCAAUGGUGCCAGAACUAAAAAAUGUAAGAGUGAAUUCGGUUAACUUUCGUAGCAAGUUACAGUGGGAUCCACCUACUUUUCACAAAGGAAAUAUAACGUAUACAGUCCAACAUAAAAGCUCCUACAAGAACACAUUUGAAAACCUGUGCACAAGCAUUGAUACUACAGUGUGUGACAUCUCCUUUCUUUCCAUAUAUGGAAACUUCACCGUUCGAGUCAUGGCAGAGUCAGAGAAUGAACUGUUGGGCUUGGCUGACAUCAUCUUCAACCCAAUGGAGGACACAAUCAUUGGACCACCUGCUGUAAAAGUGAGAUCUGAAUCUGGAUAUUUGACUGUAGAUUUCACAGGCCCUGCUUCUGAAAAUAGUCAUGAAAACUGGACCGUACAACAGUAUUAUGGCUCUUGGUUUUACAGGGUGCAAUACUGGAAGAAAGGCAGUGCCCAAAAGGUGAUAACUGUGAAUUCUUCACAUAACUCAGCAUCAUUAUUAGACUUGGACCCUUGGACAGUAUAUUGUCUUCAAGUUCAAGCAGUUGUCCCUGAAUGGAAUAAAGUAGGAGAAUUUAGUCAAGUGUUGUGUGAAAAGACAACUGAAAAUGGUAUAACACCAGUGUGGAUGGUUGUUGCUGUUCUUCUGAUAUCCAUGUUGGUUGUUCUAGUAUCUGUUCCUGCUUGUUUCUUUUCCUUUUUAUGUAUAUAUCAACAGACCAGAUACAUCUUCUAUCCUUCUUAUUCUUUCCCACAACAUUUGAAAGAGUUUUUGAGCAAGCCUUCCUACAGUUCACAGUUUUGUGCACCACAGUCUCCAGAAGAGGAUCACUCUUAUGACAAGUUAACUGUAAUUUCAGAAGAAUCUGAGAACUGCAGUGGAUAGACUGAGAAUCAGUCUAGCAACACAAAAGAGCAGGUUCAGAGCUCCCACCAAGAGAUUUCUGAUUCAGAAGUUCCAGAUUUGAAAGAAGAUCAAGUACAAACCUCAUACCUCAUUCAGCCAAUUAACUAAAUAGGCUAUUUACUAUGAGUUUGUAUUAAAUAAAUAUGCAGCAAUAAGCACUCAGUGAAAUUUCAUAUUUAAAAUUUGUGAAGAGCCUUUUAUCAGAAUUGUACUUAUUGUUCAAUUUUUAGAACCUGGAUUAUAAUAAUUGUGCAUAAUUUUUAGCCACUAAUUUGAAUGGCUUAUUUUAAAAAUGUAGCAUUCAUUAUAUAGCACCAUAAUGUGGUAUUGCUUACAAAGCAAUAUUAAUCAUCUGCUUAAUAUCAAUUAUUUAAAUUUUGAUGUAUUAUUUAUGUUUAAAGUUACGCUGGAUUGUGAACUGUAAAUGAUUAUUUUUAGAAAAAGUUGCUUUUUUCAAGAAUAUCAUAUUUUACUGGUUUUUAUAUAAGAACUUUUGUAUUUUCUUUCAGUGGUUUGCUUAAAAUCAUAUUUGUAGCAAAUAUAUUAAUAUUGUUAUUUUCUUCAAUGUGACACUAAUUUAUUAAAUUAUUUUUGACUGCUUACAUACCACCUUAAUAAAAUAUUAAAAACUU
Alligator sinensis (Chinese alligator) is the source of this 1566-nucleotide messenger RNA. RefSeq names its product interleukin 10 receptor subunit beta (gene IL10RB). Gene Ontology annotation, molecular function: protein binding; interleukin-10 receptor activity. The transcript is spliced from 7 exons. The coding region runs from base 41 to 913 and encodes 290 amino acids. NCBI's taxonomy places the organism in Eukaryota, Metazoa, Chordata, Crocodylia, Alligatoridae. Gene Ontology annotation, cellular component: membrane. Gene Ontology annotation, biological process: blood coagulation. The record is from RefSeq and is a predicted model, not a curated record.